This is a messenger RNA of Nicotiana tabacum (common tobacco), 4320 nucleotides long. RefSeq lists its product as uncharacterized. The record is from RefSeq and is a predicted model, not a curated record. Gene Ontology annotation, biological process: peptidyl-serine phosphorylation; peptidyl-threonine phosphorylation. Gene Ontology annotation, molecular function: protein serine/threonine kinase activity; ATP binding. Lineage: Eukaryota; Viridiplantae; Streptophyta; Magnoliopsida; Solanales; Solanaceae.
GCGAAAGAGAAAUUAAACCAAACCCAAACCCGAAAAAAAUCAGUUCCCCCUCAGAGCCACCCCACCAAACAGCGAACAAAGAAAGAAUCACAAAUCACAAGAGCUAAGGGGGAAAAAAUAAAAAACAACAAAACAAAAAGGGAAGAAAUAUUCAAAAUCAAAACGCUGUCAUUUGCUUAGCACCACUAUUUCAGCUAGGUGUGAAGUUGAAUGUGAUGUUUGAUUACGAAGUAUUCUGAGUUUUGUCAUUUCUUCCCUUCUGUGGAUGCUGCCCAUGGAAUUAAUUGGGUCGUAUCGUUCACCUUCGAUCUGUUUGGCGGAAUUUUCAUUGUAGUAGUAGAACGUUGUGAAAUUUCUUAGUUCGCCGUAAUAUAAAUGGGGGACUCAAACUCAGUAGAUGUAAUACUGGAAUUUCUACGGAAAAACAAAUUUACAAGGGCCGAGGCCGCUUUGCGGAACGAGCUGAAUAAUCGUCCUGAUCUGAAUGGUGUUCUUCAGAAGCUUACCAUUGAGGACAAAGAGUUGAGCCAAUCAUCAGAAGGAGCAAAUAGAGGGAAAGCAACCACGGAGACUCCGGGGACAACUUUUCCGAGUAGUGAAGAUGUUUACAAGGAGACGAGUUCUAGGAGCAGCGGUGAAAUAUCCAAGGAGCUUAUUGUUAAGGAGAUAGAGUGUGGCACUGGGAGAAAUGGCUCGGACUGCAACUGGAAAAAUGUCCAAGAGCAGAAGAAAGUUAAUGAAUCUGUUGGGACAAGUGACAAAAAUUUCAGUUUUGCCAACAGUUCGGAAGAUACUAUCGAUUUGUAUUCGUGGAAAUACACUCCUGUUAACGGUCCGGUUACUUCUUAUCAGAAUGAUGGUGGAACUACUGGUACCAUUGACCUCUCCGGUUUGGUGCGUUCUGGGAAGUCAAAGUUAAAUUCUUCCGAGGUCUUUGAUAGUAGUAAGACUCAUGCAAAAUAUGAGGAGGAUGUCAGCUUUAGUGAAAAGAGAACUUCUUGGCCUGGAAGUACUAGCAAAGACACUGUGGAACCUAAGCAUGACAAUAGUCGAACUAUUGAGCUCAAGGAGGUUGAUCACCAAAUUAAGCUAAGUGGGGCAUGCUCCAAAGAUGCAAUAAUUAAUAACCCUUGGUCGAAAAGUGAUGAAUUUAUGCACCCUUCAUCUGAGCCUUGGAAAGACUGCACAGUUAAAACUGUUUUCCCAUUUCCAAAAGGAGAUGUCUCGACAAGUUAUGAUCAUGACAUCAGUAGUACUGAUAAGAAAGAAGGAAAGCGGAAAACAGAGGUUAGUGAUGUUAGGGCAGCAAUAAAAGAACAAGUGGAUGAGGUGGGAAGAGCUUUGUUUCUUGGGAAGACACAAGGAAUUGAACCAAAAGAUUUCAGCGGCUUAGGCUUUUCAUUUGUUUCUGAAAGCCAGAAAGAAGGAUUCCCUAGGUUGCCACCUGUUAGAUUGAAAUCAGAAGAGAAGUCCUUCAGUAUUCCUUGGGAGGAAAAGUUUGAACGAGGUGGACCUGCCUCAAGGAUUAGUAACGCUGAUGAUACAUAUUUCAUAGGUUCAUUUCUUGAUGUUCCUAUUGGACAAGAUCUUACUGGUUCAGGUGGAAAAAGGCCGGCAGGAGGUAGUUGGCUGUCUGUAAGUCAAGGCAUUGCUGAGGACACUUCUGAUCUGGUUUCUGGUUUUGCAACAAUUGGUGAUGGACUGAGUGAAUCUAUUGAUUACCCCAAUGAAUAUUGGGACUCCGAUGAGUAUGAUGACGAUGAGGAUGUUGGCUACACAAGACAACCUAUUGAAGAUGAGGCUUGGUUUUUAGCGCAUGAAAUUGAUUACCCCAGUGAUAAUGAGAAGGGAACAGGGCAUGGGAGUGUUCCAGAUCCUCAAAGAGGGCAAAACCGAGAAGAGGAUGAUGAACAAUCUUUUGCAGAAGAGGAUUCCUGCUUCUCAGGUGAGCGAUAUUUCCAAUCAAAAGAUGUUGAUCCAGUUAGGCCCGCAGAUGAUCACAUAGGGCUAUCAGUACCUGAAAUGUACAGGAGAACUAAUGCGAAUGAUUUGAUUGCCCAAUAUGAUGGACAGUUGAUGGAUGAAGAAGAACUAAGUUUGAUGCGAGCAGAGCCAGUUUGGCGGGGCUUUGUUACUCAAACAAAUGAACUUGUCAUGUUGGGGGAUGGUAAAGUCCUGAAUGAGUGUGGAAGGCCUCGGCCGGAUGAUAUUUGCAUGGACGAUGAUCAACAUGGUUCAGUUCGGUCUAUUGGUGUGGGGAUUAACAGUGAUACUGCUGAUAUUGGAAGCGAAGUGCGUGAAAGCUUGGUUGGAGGGAGUAGUGAGGGGGAUGUUGAUUACUUCCACGAUCAUGAUACCAGUAUUGGUGGGUCCAGACACCUACCACCCAUUUCAGAUAAGCCUUAUUCAGAGAGAUCAAAGAGAGAAAAGAAAGCAGCUAAACAUAGUUCUGACAAGUUUGUUACUGGGGUUGACAAAGGAAGUUUGGUGCAGAAAAUGAAUCACUUAGAUGGAGGAUUCUCAUUUCCCCCUCCUAGAGAUGGGCAGUUAGUUCAAACAAGCUCGAGUAAAUCUUUAUGGUCAAACAAGUGCAACACUGUUGUCAGUGAUGAAGCUGAUGAUUCUCUGGUGGCAAAUGAUGACAUGCUUGCUCCAUGGAGGCGCAAAAGCAGUGAGUCUUCACCUGUCAAGAGCUCAAGAGAUGAAAGCAAUGCAAAUGCUGCAGGAUCAGAAAAUUCUAGUCCUUCAUCUUUUUCAAAUUAUGGCUAUGCUGACCGAGAGGAUGUGAAGAAAGAAGAGGAGACAAAAAUAGCCAGUGCAAGAGAAGAAGAUGUAGGGGCGUCACUGGAGGAUGAGGAAGCUACUGCAGUGCAGGAGCAAGUGAGGCAGAUCAAGGCACAGGAGGAGGAAUUUGAAACCUUUGAUCUUAAGAUUGUGCAUAGAAAAAACAGAACUGGCUUUGAGGAGGACAAGAAUUUCCAUGUCGUUUUAAAUUCAGUUUUAGCGGGGCGAUAUCAAGUUACUGAGUAUCUUGGAUCUGCUGCAUUUAGCAAAGCUAUCCAAGCACACGAUCUUCACACUGGCAUGGAUGUUUGUGUAAAGAUCAUAAAGAACAACAAAGAUUUCUUUGACCAGAGCCUUGAUGAAAUAAAGCUUCUCAAGUAUGUCAACAAGCAUGAUCCUGCUGACAAGUACCAUCUACUUCGGUUGUAUGAUUACUUUUAUUAUCGAGAGCAUUUGUUAAUUGUAUGUGAACUCCUGAAGGCAAAUCUUUAUGAAUUCCAUAAAUUUAAUAGAGAAUCUGGAGGAGAAGUCUAUUUUACGAUGCCAAGACUGCAGUCAAUCACCAUUCAAUGUUUGGAGGCUCUUCAGUUUUUGCAUGGCCUUGGGCUUAUACACUGUGAUUUGAAGCCCGAGAACAUAUUGGUGAAAAGCUACAGUAGAUGUGAAGUGAAGGUGAUUGAUCUGGGAAGCAGUUGUUUUGAAACAGAUCAUCUUUGUUCCUAUGUCCAAUCCAGAUCCUACCGUGCACCUGAAGUUAUUUUGGGACUUCCAUAUGAUAAAAAGAUCGAUAUUUGGUCACUUGGCUGCAUCCUAGCGGAACUUUGCACCGGCAAUGUACUUUUUCAAAAUGACUCUCCUGCCACUUUACUCGCUAGGGUGAUUGGUAUUAUAAGCCCCAUUGACCAAGAUAUGCUUGUCAAAGGACGAGAUACUUAUAAGUAUUUCACCAAAAAUCACAUGCUGUAUGAACGAAAUCAGGAAACAAACAGAUUGGAAUACUUGAUACCGAAAAAGACAUCCUUGAGGCAUCGGUUACCAAUGGGGGAUCAGGGAUUCAUUGACUUCGUGGCUCAUCUUCUUGAAGUAAACCCAAAGAAGCGCCCAUCUGCCUCAGAGGCUUUAAAGCAUCCGUGGUUAUCGUAUCCAUACGAGCCAAUUUCAUCUUGAAUUGUGUGAUAUUUCUGUGGCAACUUAACCUGCACAAGUUCUGCAAUUGCUCCAAUUUGGCUGCUCCAGUGAUGAAAAAGGAGGUAUAUCUCAAGGUGGUCCGCAUUUGCUUCCAUUUCACUGAGCUCUGUAUUUCUAUUUUAACCCAACUGCGUACGUAGUCUUACAAAUGUUAUGUAACAUUAGGGUUUUCUGUCUUGUUUGAUGGAAGGGGAUGCAUGCAGUUUGUACAUGAUGUGUGUUGAUUCUUUUAGGUGUUUAGUGAUAGCUUGUGAAAUAGCUCUAUCCAAUUUUGGUUGCUUUCCCUCAUUUGCUGCAAUGUAUCAAAAUGAAGGAAAGAUGAAACAUAUUUUCAAUGACUCACAUUUU